Microthlaspi erraticum is the source of this 546-nucleotide messenger RNA. The record is from the annotation of a GenBank genome assembly. NCBI's taxonomy places the organism in Eukaryota, Viridiplantae, Streptophyta, Magnoliopsida, Brassicales, Brassicaceae.
AUGAGCAACAACGAGUUAAUUGCUUUCUUUGAUUUCAAAAGAGAUAAUUUUGAGAAUCUACAGUUCGAAGCAAUGUUACUUAUUCCUAAGACGCUGGAUCAUGUUGCUCUAUGUUCGCAUAUGAUUAGACCAGAUGAAUUCCUUAAAGGCUCCGCCUCUGCCUCAAUCUACGAUAUGCUCAACGGAAGAGUUUGGAUGGGACAUGACAUUACGACAGUCGACACACUGUUGGAGGCUGAAUUCAAAAAAAUUGGCAAACCACCGCCUACAGCCUUAUCAAAAAUAGAUGAACUUCACUUCACAUCAUCCAACACAGAGUUGGCCAUAGUUGCGAAAAAAUUUGGUUUAGGACAUCAAGCCUAUGGGAGAUUUAAGGAUUGCGGCAACAAUCUUCAGGCUAUCAUGAACUGUGAAGCCAUCAUGUCAUGUUUUGAACUACCGGAGAUCAAAUAUGAGGAUGAUGUCCAUCCCAUGCUUUCUCUUAUCAAAUAUUAUCACGAUGAAGCAGUAAACACUAAGCAUUUUUCUGAACUAGCUCUGGAGUGA